This is a messenger RNA of Musa acuminata subsp. malaccensis (wild Malaysian banana), 1810 nucleotides long. RefSeq names its product homeobox protein knotted-1-like 13. Gene Ontology annotation, cellular component: nucleus. The record is from RefSeq and is a predicted model, not a curated record. NCBI's taxonomy places the organism in Eukaryota, Viridiplantae, Streptophyta, Magnoliopsida, Zingiberales, Musaceae. Gene Ontology annotation, biological process: regulation of transcription by RNA polymerase II. Gene Ontology annotation, molecular function: DNA-binding transcription factor activity, RNA polymerase II-specific; RNA polymerase II cis-regulatory region sequence-specific DNA binding.
GUCGUCGUCUGAGUGGGCGUCGGGCCUUCUUCUUCUUCCUCCUCUUUCUUCUUCUUCUUCUUCUUCUUCUUCUUCUUCUUCUUCGUCUGAUCUCACCGCUUCCUUACGGGGUUUGGGACUCGAACGGCGAUGGCGUUCCGCGGCCGCAUCCCCCGCGAGCUGACCCUGCCGCAGUACGCCGAGCAGCACCUGACGGACGACCAUGCGGUGAUCGGCUCCGUGGAUCCCCUCUCCGGCCCGGCCGAGCCGUCCGUGGAACCACAGCAUGCGCCGCUCGUCUCCGCCGGAGGGUCCGAUGGAAUCGGCCCUGCGUGGCUCGGCGGCGCGGCUCUCCGGCCGCAGGGCCCGCGCGGCAGCUUCCUCCACCUCCAGACCGCGUCCGACUCCUCGGCGUCGCCGGGGGGACGUGGCGGCGGAGGACAGUGGCUCCCGCGCCUACCAGUGCUGCCGCAGGACGGAGGCGACGACGAGAUCCUGGCGUCGGAGGAUCAGGGGGACGGGGAGACGGAGGAGGGUGAGGGAGCGAUGCAGGGGAGCGGCGACGGGGAGGCAGCGGAGGUGGGGGAGGGUACGUGGCGGAGCGCGAGGUACAAGGCGGAGAUACUGGCUCACCCGUUGUACGAGCAGCUGCUGUCGGCGCACGUUGCGUGCCUGAGGAUCGCCACCCCGGUGGACCAGCUGCCGAGGAUCGACACGCAGCUGGCGCAGACGCAGCACAUAGUGUCCAAGUACUCGGCGCUUGGCGCCCAGAUGCUUGCCGACGACAAGGAGCUCGAUCAGUUCAUGACACAAUAUGUUUUGCUUCUUCGCUCCUUCAAAGAACAACUACAGCAGCAUGUCCGUGUUCAUGCAAUGGAGGCGGUGAUGGCUUGCUGGGAGCUUGAGCAAUCGCUGCAAAGCCUUACAGGUGUUUCUCCUGGUGAAGGAACGGGUGCCACAAUGUCAGAUGAUGAUGAUGAUCAAGCAGACAGUGAAACAAACUUGUUUGACGGAUGCCUGGAUGGAUCAGACGGCAUGGGGUUCGGCCCACUUUUUCUGACGGAGAGUGAGAAGACCUUGAUGGAACGAGUCAGACAAGAGCUGAAGCAUGAACUAAAACAGGGUUACAAAGAGAAAAUUGUAGACAUCAGAGAAGAGAUUCUGCGGAAGCGAAGAGCUGGGAAACUCCCAGGAGAUACCACUUCUACUUUGAAGGCUUGGUGGCAGUCCCAUUCCAAAUGGCCAUACCCAACGGAGGACGAUAAGGCACGGUUAGUGCAAGAAACAGGGCUGCAACUAAAGCAGAUUAAUAAUUGGUUCAUCAACCAAAGGAAAAGGAACUGGCACAGCAAUCCAUCGUCAUCUAGUUCAACAAAAAGCAAGAGAAAAAGUAAUGCAGGUGACAAGGGGCAACUUUGAAGACAUGCUAUGAAUCUGAGCAAUAUGGUGAAGAUCAGAUUCUCAAAGCGUGACAAAAAGUGAUGGUAAACGAUCUUACUAAGACCCUUAAUUUGCUUCAAGGGAAGAUAAUGGGUUAGAGAAUCGCCCUCGUCGAUCUGAACCACAGCACGGAUACUGAUAUCGUUGUGGUAGUAUUAGCAGCAUUCGAGUAUAUACUAUCAUAGCGCUUAUAUUGAAUUGUUCUCUCCUUGUCCCAUGAGCCGUUGACUUUUUACUCCUAAACAUGUCUUAGAUCAAGAAACAAGUGUGGUUGUACAGUCAUAAAGUUACAUCUAGUGUACCUAUAUUGCUGCACUCAAAUAGUUCACAAGUUGCAAGGAAAUCUACAUUGUGAUAGUGCAUAUAUAUUAUCAGGUUUGUCAGUCAGUAA